CUUGGCUCUUAACGAGAAAAACAACAUAUCAGUGAACAAUGUCCAUCGCUUCCUGGUUUAAAUGGAGCGAGCCUUAUCAAAGUUACUCCCAAAGGAACCCCACAGAUGUGAUCAUUGAAACCCUCAUGAUGGAACUUAGCUGGCAGUUGAAACAAGCUGAGAAAAUGCAGAGAGCGCGAGAAGACGAGUACAGGAAGAUGAAAACAGGUGUAGACUACAACUGGCUCAUCAGUCAUCCCAAACAUAGUUAUGAAGUGUCCCCAGGGGAGAGGCUAGAACUUGAGGAAGCAUGUUCCAAAAUCCACCCUUCUUACUGUGGACCUGUGGUACUCAGGUUUCGCCAGAUGAUCGCUGAAUAUGAGCCAGAGGUGCAGGAAGUGUCACAAUUAUUCCGAUCUGUUCUACAGGAUGCUUCGGAGCAAAUGAAGGAAGAUCAAGAUACAAAAAAGCUGACCAGGCAAUGGAACAAGAAACGGACAUUGAGUCUCUCCAUGAUGAUAUUUAAAUCACGAGUAAGGAUCUAUCCUUUCAGCAGUAAUAUUAAGACCGUCUCAGAGAACGUGGAACAAGGCUUCGUGUCAGCCAGACGAGUAUGGAGUAUGCCAGAGUUUAAAACUGCUAAAGAGUUCUGA
Molecule: messenger RNA, 632 nt
Organism: Carcharodon carcharias (great white shark)
Lineage: Eukaryota; Metazoa; Chordata; Chondrichthyes; Lamniformes; Lamnidae
Gene: rd3
Product: retinal degeneration 3, GUCY2D regulator
Exons: 3
Coding region: 39-632 (197 amino acids)
Source: RefSeq, a predicted model, not a curated record